This is a messenger RNA of Lycium ferocissimum, 1284 nucleotides long. Its product is annotated as LRR receptor-like serine/threonine-protein kinase SIK1. NCBI's taxonomy places the organism in Eukaryota, Viridiplantae, Streptophyta, Magnoliopsida, Solanales, Solanaceae. Gene Ontology annotation, cellular component: plasma membrane. The transcript is spliced from 3 exons. The coding region runs from base 1 to 1284 and encodes 427 amino acids. Gene Ontology annotation, molecular function: protein binding. The record is from RefSeq and is a predicted model, not a curated record. Gene Ontology annotation, biological process: hormone-mediated signaling pathway.
AUGAAUUUUUAUGUGACAUUUUUGUUUAACAAUACGACAAGCACAAUUCCUGAUGAGAUCGGUCAUCUUUAUAACUUGAAGAAGUUAAUCAUGGAAAAAAAUGAAUUAAGAGGCUCAAUCCCUUUAACCAUAUUCAACAUUUCAUCACUUGAAAUGUUAUAUAUGAGUGAUAACAUGCUUGAAGGACCUUUAGCAAGAGACGUUGGCAAUUUCACUAUGCUUAACGUACUUGAUCUUUCAAUGAAUAACCUGACAGGUUUUUGGAUACUUCUACUUUUGCUAAGCUUACUGAAUUUUGCAAGUGUAAUUCCGGAUGAAGUCGGCAACCUUCAAGGGUUAGCAAAGCUUUCAUUGUAUUUGAAUAACUUUAAUGGGUCGAUCCCUAUUGGUAUCUUCAAUAUCUCAACUCUUGUAAUUAUUUCACUCACAGAUAACCGCUCAGAUAAUCUUCCUUCCACUAUAGACCAUGGGUUACCUAAUGUUGAAGGAAUAUUUCUAGGUUCAAUUCCUGAAUCACUAGGAAAUUUAAGACUACUUGAAGUUCUCAACUUGUAUGGUAACUCGUUCACAAGUGCACUGAGCGUUAUUACUCCUUUGGCCAAUUGUAAACACUUGAGAAGCUUGAUAUUGUCUUUGAAUAUCGUAAAUGCAAUGCUUCCUAAAUCCAUUGGCAAUCUCUCUUCUCUUCAAAUGCUUUCGGCAGUAGGUUGUAAUCUCAAAGGCAAUGUUCCAAGUGAGAUAGGAAAUUUGAGAAAUUUAUCUUAUUUAGAUCUGGAGGAUAAUGACUUGACUGGCAUUGUCCCAACGACAAUUAGUCCUUUGAAAAACCUUCAAUGGCUUUCACUUGGUGCAAACAGAAUAAGUGGUCGUUUUCCAAUUGUUUUAUGUGAGCUAUCCAACUUGGGAAUGCUAAACCUUUCACAAAAUCAAAUGUGGGGAAGUAUUCCUAGUUGCUUGGAGAAUAAGACUUCUCUAUGGGAGCUUUAUCUUGAUUCCAAUAACUUCACUGCUAGCAUACCUUCAAGUCUAUGGAACCUUCAAGGCAUCUUGAAGUUAAAUUUGUCUUCGAAUUUGUUCAAUGGUUCUCUACCACAGGAAAUUGGAAACCUCAAGGCUGCAAUACUUCUGGAUCUUUCUAGAAACCAUAUCUCAGGCAUCAUUCCUAGUACAACGGGAGGUCUACAAAAAUUGAUUCAACUAUCUUUGGCUUACAACAGAAUUGAAGGAUCCAUUCCUGAGACAUUUGGGGAACUUAUAAAUUUGGAAUCAUUGGAUCUUUCAUAA